Molecule: messenger RNA, 5851 nt
Organism: Eriocheir sinensis (Chinese mitten crab)
Lineage: Eukaryota; Metazoa; Arthropoda; Malacostraca; Decapoda; Varunidae
Product: DNA-binding protein RFX2-like
Exons: 18
Coding region: 2135-4990 (951 amino acids)
Biological process (GO): regulation of transcription by RNA polymerase II
Molecular function (GO): DNA-binding transcription factor activity, RNA polymerase II-specific; RNA polymerase II cis-regulatory region sequence-specific DNA binding
Source: RefSeq, a predicted model, not a curated record
UCUCUCUCUCUCUCUCUCUCUCUCUCUCUCUCAAUAGAUAGACAAAAAAUAUCGACCUUAGUUUAAAUCCGUCCAUAAUUAUAAACAAACAAACAAACAAACAAACAAACAAUUUUAUUUUUACGAAACGAGAAAAAGAAAGAAAAACAAAGAAAAUAAUAAAGAAAACAAGUGUAAAAAAUAAAGUGCAUAGAAGAAUUGUGAUAAAAAGGAGAAAUAGAGAGAAAAUUGAAUUAAGGAAAAGAAGGAAAAAGAUUAAGGAAAAGAUAGGGAAGUGAAUCAAAGGAAAAGAUAAACCUAAUUCAAUACAGGAAAAGAUUGAAGGAAAAGAGAGAGGAUUGAAAGUUAGGAAAAUACCAAAAACAAGGAAAAGUUUGGAAAAGAGAGGAAAAAGAAUCCGGGAAAAAAGAAUGAAAAUAUUGAUAGAAAGUAAGGAAAAAAUGAGAAAAGAUAGACAUUGAAAUCAAGGAAAAUAGUGAGGAAAAGACUGAGGAAAAGAAGGAAAAGACAAGGAAAAUAAAAAAUGAAAAUAUAGACAUAAUCCAAUUUUGUGUAUGUGAAAAAUAAACAUCAGAACAGAAUUGAACACAGGAAAAGACUGAAGGAAAAGAGGGAAAAGAAGGAAGGGAAAAAGGAUUAAAAUAUAAGGAAAAUCGGAUCUCUCUCAUGUGUGAAAAGAAAAACACCCGAACUUUGUGUGUGAAAAGAUUAUGAAAAGAGAGAAAAAUAUGUGUUUGUGUGUAGAUUUGAACUUUUAAGGAAAACACAAAUACAACAAAAAUAAAAAUAAAAACACAGAAAAUAAACGGGAGGGAAACAGAUCAGGUGUAAACAAGGCAGGUAGAGACAUAAACAAACAAACAAACAAGGUAAACAACAAACAAAUUAAACUAUAAACAAAUGGAAAAGCUUUAAGUUCAUGCACAGAAUUUGAUCUUAUCUGAAAACAAAACUUGAAACUAUUUAUGUGUAGGAAAUAGUGAAGUUUUAAUCAUCGAACUUGAGAAAAAUAAUCAAGAAAAGAUGAAAAUAUACAGAAUUUGAUCUUGUAGGCCUAAGGAAACUAUUUGGAACUUUGUGUAUAUAUUAACAAAAAUCUGAGAAAUCCUUAAAAUGUGUUUGUGUUGUGAAUGAAAUAACUGAGGAAUAAAUUAACGAUAAAAUUAUAAAAAAAAACUUUACGAUAGAAACAACUUAAAAAAUUGAAAAGAAAAGAAAGAAAACAAGACAACGAAAAAUAUAAACGAAAAUUGAAAGACUAAAACAUAAAAAAAGUAAACAAAAAACAAACUAGGAAUCUCAAGAAAGGAAGAAAAACAAGCGAGAAUUAAACAAGCAAGCAAACAACUCAAGUGCAGUUCCAAACACUCACAAACAAGAUAAACAACAUAUGUACAAACAAACAAGAAACAAACAAAUGUACACACGAUUAGAACAGUAUAAACAAGAGUAAACAAACAAACAAAUAGGUAAACAAUCAUAAGCAAGUAAACAAAGAGAGUAAACAAAUGUAAACAAACAGGAUAAACAAACAAAACAAACAAUAGGAAGUAAACAAACAGCAUAAACAAACAUAAACAAGAGUAAACAAGCAAACAAACAAGAUAUACAAGAUUGAACAAAGGCCAAACAACAACAAACAAAGAAGCAAACAAAGCAAACAGGGUAAACAAACACCAAUCAAGCCAAAAGUAAACAAACAAACAGGGUAAUUAGUCUAGUAUAUACGUGUAAACAAUAAGAGUAAACAAACAGGGUAGAGAGUGUAAACAAAUCAGGGUAAACAAACAGACAAACAAAUUAUGCUCUUUCUCUUUUCUUGGUAAACAAAUUUGGGUGAGUGGUCUUCUCCUCCUCCUCCUCCUCCUCCUCCUCUUCUUUCUUCUCCUCCUCCUUUUGGGAUAACUUCUCAUCUUCCUCUUCCUCCUCUUCUUCCUUCCCUUCCUUUCCUUUCCUUCCUUCCUUCCUUUCCUUCCUCACACACACACACACACAGACACUCACACACACACACACACACACACACCAAUGGAAAAAGGAGGAGGAAGAAGCAGGUGAUGGGAGGUGAAGAAGGAGGAGGAGGAGGAGGCUGUCAUCACCAUCACCAUCACCACCACCAACACCACCACCAGGAAUGAACGGGCUUACCAUCACCAUAGCGAGAAAUGGCGAUGAAGACGAUGACGAAGACUCGAACGCCUCCAUUUCCACCUCCAAGGAGCUAACCCGCGGUCUCUCCAUCACUCGAAAGCGCUCCACCAGCACCUCCACCACCACCACCUCCACCACCUCCACCUCCACCCAACAGCACACCGCCCUCCCCAGCUUCGGCGUCUCCUUCCCUCCUACGCUAGCCGACAGGAUCCUACAAGAGGCGGUCCUACGGCAGGCUAAUUGCGUGGGUGAGGGGAUGACCACAGCCAGCGCCGGAUACGUUCCUAGCAUGCCGGCAGCCACUACAGGAGGAGGAGGAAGAGGAGGAGGAGGAGGAGGAGGAAGUGGAGGAGAGACAAAUACCUCCCCGACCCCUUCCUCCACUUCUUCGGAUGGUGGAGGUGGAGGAGGUGGAGGGGGAUCAGUAUCUGCCCCCCCGUCCUCCGCCUCCCCCCCUCCUGCCCCCUCCCCCCUCCUAACUAUCGUCCCUGCUCUUCAUGGGUCGCCCCCAAGAGCGGGCAGUGUCUCCCCGUCCUGCCCCACAGACCCUCUGGGGGUAACCACAGCACACCUCACAGCACAGGUGCAGUCCCUCAUCAUUAGCACAGUGUCGGAGGGUGACGGAUCGCUGGACUCCACCACGGGGGGCGUGUCUAUCCACGGGUCAUAUGUCCAGUAUGUAGAGACCCAGGCUGACCCUCUGUACACAGCAACUAACCCCCAGAUGGCCUACCCCGUGUACACCGUUGGAGACACGACCUUAUACUCAUCAAGUUCAAGCAAUUAUUAUCAGCCCGGGUCAACAACACCUGUUUCUUAUUCUCAGGAGGUCGCCAACAGUCCAGUAGGGGGUCAGAUCCUUUCCUCAGGGACCAGCACCUACGUUAUUCAGCAAGGGAUUGACUCUGCAGAUUCACAGCCUCUAAUCAACACCAGGGCCUCGCCGCAGACUAGUUUUAGAGAAGAACCAACCACGCCAAGAUCCAGGCAUGAGGAGGAGGACGGUGUGACGUACAUAGUAAGUGAAAACAGCCCGCCCCUGGACGCUGAUGCCCAGGCCAACCUUGCCCACGCCACGAGAGUAUCCCCGGCCACGGUCCAGUGGUUGAUGGACAAUUACGAGACAGCGGAAGGGGUCAGCCUGCCCCGAUCGACCUUGUACAACCACUAUCUCCGCCACUGUGCCGACCACAAGCUGGAUCCGGUCAACGCUGCGUCCUUCGGGAAGCUCAUGCAUGGUGUUUUCCUCGGGACUGCGAGCAGUGACAGCACUAGAGGCAACAGCAAAUACCACUACUAUGGCAUCCGCAUCAAACCAUCGUCACCCCUUAUCAACGUAAACGAUGACGGAACCCCAAUGACUUUACGCACCCAGAGCUCAUGCGGGGGGAGCCUCAAGAAAACGGGUGUGUCGAGCCUCCCCCAGCAGCCCUCCCAGACCGCCCAGACCCCCCAGCAGUCACCCGGCGGAGGGCAGGGGAAGAAUGGAACAGGCCUGGGUGCUGGCGGAAAGGGCGGAGGAGGUGGAGGAGGUGGAGGGGGUCAGGAAAUGCACUAUGAUUCACACACGCAAGUUCCGGCCGAGACGUCUCCGAUGGUCCUUCAAAACCAGCAGUACCUCGGUGACGUCAGCCAAGCAGUUCCCCCCUACGACAAAGUUGACUUCGCAUCUGACCCCUUGCCCACUGGUGUGACCCGUGCCCACCUCGAUACCUUCACCAGCUUGUACCGGGAGCACUGUGAGACCAUCGUGGAGGCCAUAUAUAACUUUCAGUUUUCCUCGGUGGAGACUCUGUGGAAGAGGUUUUGGCUGGUCAACAACAACAACAUGAAACCGGGCAACUGUGACCCUCUCUCCGACGACGAGGAGGGUGACCUGGCCUCCCUCCUGCCCUCCUCAGUGCUUCAGGCCCUGCUGCGCUCCCCCCCGGUGCUGGAGUACAUCCGGAACUUUGAUUACCAGUUCUACCAAAACCUGGUGGAAGUGUUGAUCCCUGAUGUGCUUCGAUCCAUCCCCUCCACGCUGACUCAGGCCAUCCGGAACUUUGCCAAGAGUCUGGAGUCUUGGCUGUACAGUGCCAUGCUGGGGUGCCCUCAGGAGCUGGUCAGCAUUAAGGUAAUCGCUGUGGCCUCGUUAGCACAGACGCUACGCAGGUACACAUCCUUGAACCACCUUGCCCAAGCAGCGAGGGCGGUUCUGCAGAAUUCCGCCCAAAUCUCCCAGAUGUUGGCGGACCUGAACCGGGUGGAUUUUCAUAACGUGCAGGAACAGGCAUCGUGGGUCUGCCAGUGUGAUGUUGCCCUUGUGGAUCGCUUAGAGGAGGACUUCAAGGCGACACUCCAGCAGCAGAACAGCCUUGAACAGUGGGCAGAGUGGUUGCAAGCGGUUGUUGGGCAGGUUCUGAGGCCACAUGAAGGCAAGGCGGACUUCCCCAAACAGGCUCGGCAGUUUCUCCUCAAGUGGUCAUUCUAUAGCUCCAUGGUGAUCCGCGACCUCACCCUCCGCAGUGCCGCCUCCUUCGGGUCAUUCCACCUGAUCCGCCUGCUGUAUGACGAGUAUAUGUUUUACCUGGUGGAGCAUCGGGUGGCAUCCUCCCUCGGACUGACCCCCAUCGCUGUAAUAUCCCAGGGCCUGGGGAGCACCAACAAAGCCACCUCCACCAGCGACUCCACCUCCACCUCCUCCACCCCCACCACCACCUCCACCAACAACAACAACAACAACAGUGCUAGUGGAAGCUUCAUGGUGUUUAACGGACAGACGACGACGCACCACCGGGCUGAAGACGACGCGGGGAUGCUGCCGGCGUUCAAGAGGAUGAAAUAUGAAUCCUAACCUAUCAUCGGCUAUUUCCACCUUCGGACGAUGACGCUGCCCCCAUCUACACACCGUCGUUAUCUACCUAUCGUCGGCGGAGUGCGAGGCGGUGUAUCUAUACUUUAUCUGCACUUUCGACCUUCGGAUGACACCUCUAUCCCUAUCUACACACCUUCGUUUUCUACCCCUAUCUACACUUUCGAAUGUCGCGUCUACACCUCUCUACACUCCUUCAAUGUCCACCCCUAUCGUCCUCAGGCUAACCUAAGCUAUUGACUCCCCUUCUACGCCUCAACCUAUUGUCGUCGGUGCUCCUAUGCUGAGGUUUACCCCCCUUCGUUAUCUAUGUGUGUGUGUGUGUGUGUGUGUGUGUGUGUGUGUGUGUGUGUGUUCUUUGUGUUCAUUUCUACCGUCGUCGUUUUGGUGUGUGUAUGUCUGUGUGUACGUGUGUGUCUGUGUGUGUGUGUGUACGUGUGUGUGUGUGUGUGUGUGUGUGUACCCCAGUCAGUCCGUCAGUCAUUUGCUUUAAGGAAGAAAUUAAUACAAAAAAAAAAACACGCAAUCUAGUCAGUAUUUUAGAUUGGUUUAAAACGCAUCAGAUGUUUGUUUGUUUGUUUGUUUUAUUUGAUGGACAGCCUUGACAGUUUUUAUUAUUCUUCUUCUUCUUAUUAUUAUUAUUAUUAUUAUUAUUAUUAUUAUUAUUAUUAUUAUUAUUAUUAUUAUUAUCAGAAGAGGAAAGAGAGGGAGAGAGUUAUUUUUGUAAGAGAGAGAGAGAAAGAGAGAGAGAGAGAUUAUGUAUUUAGGUGUGUGUGUGUGUGUGUGUGUGUGUGUGUGUGUGUGUGUGUGUGUGUGUGUGUGUGUGUGUGUGUGUGUGUGUGU